AUGCUAACUACUAUUGGUGUAAAAGAUUUUCUAAGGAUCUUAUACUUUGUUGUUGGAAUAUGGAUUGUUUUUGAUAUUAAAAAUUGUAAAAAUUAUUUUAAACAUUCAUGUGAUAUGACAGUUAUGCAUAGAAUGCCAAUACUUCUGCCUGUACAUAAUGAUUAUGAAUCAAAUUAUCGAAUGUUUAUUUAUGGUGAAGGUGAAUAUAUUAGAAAAAUUAAAAAUACAAAAGAAUAUGAUGGAAUACCAAUAGUAUAUGUUCCAGGAAAUCGUGCUCCAGCAGAUAUGGUACGUAGUAUAGGUUCAAUACUUCAAAAUAAAACUGAAAUGAAUAAAGUACCAUUUCAUUUUAAUGUUUUUUCUGCUCAUCUUAAUGAAGAACCAAGUACUUUUGAUGUAAAAACUUUAAAAAAACAUGCUUUAUAUCUUAUCAAAAGUUUAAAAUACGUUGAUAAAUUAUAUGAAAAUAGAAAACAUAAAUUUGUUAUAAUUGGACAUUCUAUAAGUGGUAUAGCAAUAAAAAUAGCUUUAUCACAAUCUCAAUGGUUAAGAGAAAAUACAGCUUUUAUUAUAACAUUAGGAACUGCUUUUAAAGAACAUCAAUUUAAAAUUACUGGAGAUUUUAUAGAUUUAUGGAGAGAGAUGCAUACAAUGGUUGAAAUUCCAAUAAUAUCUAUUCAUGGUGGUUUGAUGGAUGAAAAUGCAGAAGAAUCAUUUACAGGUAACGAAGGUGGUUACUCAUACUCAACACAAAUAAUAGAUAGAGUAUGGACAAUGAGUGAUCAUAAUUGUUUAGUUUGGUGUAAUCAAUUACAAAGAUCAAUAUCAAGAUUAUUAUUUGAGUAUGCUGAAGACAAAAAUAAUAAAUUUUCAAGAAAUAAUAUUGAUAAAAUACUUGAUAAAAUAUUUAAUUCAACAUCUUUUAUUUAUCCCAUUAUUGAAAAAAAAUCAAUUAGUAAUAAUUUAAUACAAAUUGAUAUAAAUAAUAAGUCAGAACAGUUAUUUUUGUAUGUAAUAAGAAAGACAAAUAAGAAUAUAGCUCCAUUAUAUGAAACACAAUAUACUACACAAUUGACACCAAAGAAAGAUUUUUUUUAUGAUAAAAAUAUGAAAUACACAUAUUCAUUAGAAUAUAUUCGAAAUCAAUCACAAUAUUAUAUUGAUAAAGAUGCUCAUUUUGAUAUUGUAUCUAAAAAUGAAAUUACUAUUCUUAGAAGUUCACUUUCAAUAACAACAAUAAAAUUUUUAGAAAAGAAAAAUAUAAAAAUUUUUGUAAUUCCAUUUAUUUCUCCAAAUAUUGUUUACAGGAUAACAGUAACAAAAAAUAAAAAUCCAUUACCUAAACUAUAUUUUAAAUCUAAUUUAAAUGCAGCAAUUUCACAAAAUGGUAUGUUAUUAUUCAAUUAUUUUGAUGAGACAGAUAACGAAGAUGGAAAAUUAUUUAUAAUGUCACAACCAGGAAUUUCUAAUGAUAAUAAUUUUAUUGAAAUAAAUAUGAAUAUUGAAAUUGGAUUAACAGUUAUUAGAGUGAUAAAAUUAAACAUAACAAAUGUUCCAUAUAUUUUAUCAUUUAUUGCAUUUUUAUUUUCUUUUAAAUCAAAUGAUUUAGGGAAGUUUUUAAUUUUUAAUUUUGUUAUUUUAUAUAUCACCGGAUCAUUUAUUACAACAUUUAUAAUGGUAUUUUUAGCUUUUAUAAUAAUGUAUUUUAUUGAAUUAUUUUUGUUAAUAUUAACAUUGAUAGGUAAAAUAUUAAAUAUUAGAAGAAUUAGUAUUAGGGGAUAUAAGUGGAUUUAUAAAAACAUUAUUUCUACAAAAUUAUUAUCAAUAUUAAGUUUUUCAUCAUUGGUAUAUCAACCAGCAUUUUUACUAUUUUCAGUUAUAUCUUUCUUAAUAUCACCAAGUUUGUUAUUAUUUAUAACAUCUAUCAUUUUGCAUCUACCUAUAUAUUUUACUUUUUAUGAAUUACCUCGUACUAGCUUAGAGUUUAGUGGAUUAAGAUUAUAUGAAAUAAGUGUAAUUUUAACAUUUUUAGUAAUAUAUAAAUUAAAAAAUAAUAAAAUACUUAUAUCUAGUAAUCCUUGGAUUGCUGUUAUACCAUACUUUUUUUUGUUAACAUUAGGAGUAACUUAUUUUGAUGUUUGGGAGUAUGUUGUAUUUACACAAACUUUAUCAAUUCUUCUUUUGAAAAUGAUAAAAGAAAAAUGA
Strongyloides ratti is the source of this 2205-nucleotide messenger RNA. RefSeq names its product GPI inositol-deacylase. Gene Ontology annotation, biological process: GPI anchor metabolic process; endoplasmic reticulum to Golgi vesicle-mediated transport. The record is from RefSeq and is a predicted model, not a curated record. Gene Ontology annotation, cellular component: endoplasmic reticulum. Bases 1 to 2205 code for a protein of 734 amino acids. Gene Ontology annotation, molecular function: phosphatidylinositol deacylase activity. The transcript has 4 exons. Lineage: Eukaryota; Metazoa; Nematoda; Chromadorea; Rhabditida; Strongyloididae.